This is a messenger RNA of Pyrus x bretschneideri (Chinese white pear), 546 nucleotides long. RefSeq names its product auxin-responsive protein SAUR21-like. Gene Ontology annotation, biological process: response to auxin. Lineage: Eukaryota; Viridiplantae; Streptophyta; Magnoliopsida; Rosales; Rosaceae. The transcript has a single exon. The record is from RefSeq and is a predicted model, not a curated record. Bases 7 to 408 code for a protein of 133 amino acids.
UAUUUCAUGAGAUUUGCAUUGCUAUCCAUUCAAGCCUCUGCAUAUUCUCAACCCUUCUCUUCUUCUUGCUCCAAUAACUUCCACCGGAAAUUUCUCCAGAGACAUAAAAUCAUGGGAUUCCGUCGUCCAAGUGUAACUCAUGCAAAGAAAAUUCUUCGGCGGUCUUUUUCAAAUUCAAGUCAAGGUGGUUCAUAUAAUUUAGCAGAUGUCCCAAAAGGUUAUUUAGCGGUUUAUGUUGGGGAGAACCAGAGACAGCGGUUUGUCAUUCCUAUAUCAUACCUCAACCAACCUUCAUUCCAAGACUUGCUAAGUGAGGCUGAACAAGAAUUUGGAUUUGAUCAUCCAAUGGGUGGUCUAACAAUUCCCUGCAGACAAGAUACCUUCAUUGAUAUUAUUUCUCAGCUUUGAAUUCAUUGUGAUUACGAGUUGCGUCACAUUUUUGUAAACCAAAGUUUUUCUUCAUACUGUACAAAUACUUUUCCCUUUUGUGAGUGCGAAAUGUACUCUCUGAAGGAUGAUGUGAAUGAAGAUUAUAAAUGUGGAUAA